Prorocentrum cordatum is the source of this 675-nucleotide messenger RNA. Lineage: Eukaryota; Dinophyceae; Prorocentrales; Prorocentraceae. The record is from the annotation of a GenBank genome assembly.
AUGGAGGUCCUGGAGUUCCGAAGCGUCCGUGCAGUGGAGGCAGUUACCGUCGUGCUCUGCGCUUCCGCGACGCUGGGGCGCCCGAUCCUGCGACUGUGCCGCGAGGAGCGCGCGCUGCCAUCCGUGCGCGAUUGCUCGGGUCGUUUAUUCGAAUUCUCGAAGGCCGUGAGGACGUUCGUUCUGUGCGGCUGUGAUGCGCAAGACCCCGUUUACAUACACAAGCAGUCCAUGAGGGUUGACAUCUCUCGGCAUUUUGCUCGGGUCAUUUCUGUGGUCAUGGUAUGUUUCCUCUCAUUGCAGGCAAUGGUUGGAGACAACAAUGAGCUUAUCCUACCGUUACGUUUGUACGCAUGUCUAUUUUGCAUUGUGUGCACGAUCUUGCGCUUGUUCCCAGGGCUGGUUACCCCGGUGACAGUGCACCUCUGGUAUUCGGUUGUGUUGAUUGCGGCUGCGCUAAAGGUUUCACCGCUCUUUCAGUUCGCGGAGGCGGUGCCUGACCUCAGGUUGUUCAUCAUGUUUGAUUGUAUUGGCCUGGCCGUGAUGAAUAUGUCCAUGCCGAUGAACUUUCUUUGGGCCUCCGUCCUGUACCUGAGCGCCACGCUCACGCUGCUGGUGGGGGGACGGCGGAUUCCAACGGCAAUCCUUGCUUCGACUUCGUCCAAACUUUGGAAAUGA